AUGGGUCAACAUUGUUCAUGCUUACGAGACACAACAGCAGAAGAUGUUCAAUUUAAUGUAAAAUCAGAAAACAUUUUUUCCAAACCUCAACAAGAAUCUGCCCCUGACUUCUUGCUAAAACCUCAAAUAUCUCCACCUCCGUUAUCCAUAAAUAUUGAAAAUUUAAUAAAAAUUCAAUCAGUUAUUCGAGGUUAUAUAGAUCGUCGCUUAACAAAAGACUAUUUCCGAGCUUCCCCAACUGAAAAUCGCAUGAUGUCAGGCUAUUCUCCUCAACCCCGUACUUCAGUACAUGAAAUUCAAGGAGAAAUCCCAAACUACUCCAACGCUUCCACAAUAGCUGCAUCUCGAAAACUUGGCCCUUUUACAUACGACGUCGACGAUUCAGACGGAAUUCAAAAGAUUCAGCGAGGUCCAGUCCAAUUAGAAAAUGGAGCCGUUUAUAUAGGAGAAUGAAGCGAAAAUCUAGAAAGGCAUGGUAAAGGGACACAAGUAUGAUGUGACGGAAGCAAAUAUGAAGGGUAUUGGAAACAUGAUAGAGCCAAUGGAAAAGGAAGGCUAAUUCAUGGCGACGGAGAUAUAUAUGAAGGGGAAUGAAAAGAUGAUAAAGCUCAUGGAUAUGGAAUUUAUACACAUACAGAUGGAGCCAAAUAUACAGGACAAUGACAAGACGAUAAACAGCAUGGAUAUGGCGUCGAAACAUGGCCAGAUCAUGCUAAAUAUGAAGGGGAGUACCAGCAUGGAAAAAAGCAUGGAAAAGGAAAAUUUAACUGGGCUGAUGGAAGCACAUAUGAGGGUGAUUUUUUUGAUAACAAUAUACAUGGAAUGGGAGUUUAUUGUUGGAGUGAUGGAAGAAAGUAUGUAGGAGAAUGAAGGAAAAAUAAAAUGGACGGAAACGGAAAUUUCACAUGGGCUGAUGGAAGGUGCUAUAAAGGAGGCUAUAUCGAUGACAAGAAACAAGGGUAUGGCGUUUUUACUUGGCCAGAUGGUAGAAAAUAUGAAGGAUAUUGGUAUAAUGGAAAACAGCAUGGAAGUGGUGUUUAUUAUAAUCCAAAAGGUGAGAGAAAAGAAGGUGAGUGGAAAGAAGGUAAACGGGUUAAAUAA
Molecule: messenger RNA, 1101 nt
Organism: Blepharisma stoltei
Lineage: Eukaryota; Ciliophora; Heterotrichea; Heterotrichida; Blepharismidae
Source: the annotation of a GenBank genome assembly